Mandrillus leucophaeus (drill) is the source of this 2559-nucleotide messenger RNA. It is a transcript of the gene GRHPR, whose product is annotated as glyoxylate reductase/hydroxypyruvate reductase. Gene Ontology annotation, molecular function: hydroxypyruvate reductase [NAD(P)H] activity; glyoxylate reductase (NADPH) activity; NAD binding. The record is from RefSeq and is a predicted model, not a curated record. Lineage: Eukaryota; Metazoa; Chordata; Mammalia; Primates; Cercopithecidae. Gene Ontology annotation, cellular component: cytosol.
CCGCCCACUCCAGCCUGGCCCCGCCCCGGCCCAGGUCCAUUCCGGGGUCAGAUUCCGUCCUGCCAGGUCUGAGUCGGCGGCUGCACGGCGGAUGAGACCGGUGCUACUCAUGAAGGUGUUCGUCACCCGCAGGAUACCCCCCGAGGGCAGGGCCGCGCUCGCCCGGGCGGCAGACUGUGAGGUGGAGCAGUGGGACUCGGAUGAGCCCAUCCCCGUCAAGGAGCUGGAGCGAGGUGUGGCGGGGGCCCACGGCCUGCUCUGCCUCCUCUCCGACCGUGUGGACAAGAGGAUCCUGGAUGCCGCAGGGGCCAAUCUCAAAGUCAUCAGCACCCUGUCCGUGGGCGUGGACCACUUGGCUUUGGAUGAAAUCAAGAAGCGUGGGAUCCGAGUUGGCUACACCCCAGAUGUCCUGACAGAUACCACCGCGGAACUUGCAGUCUCCCUGCUACUUACCACCUGCCGCCGGUUGCCGGAGGCCAUCGAGGAAGUGAAGAAUGGUGGCUGGACCUCGUGGAAGCCCCUCUGGCUGUGUGGCUAUGGACUCACGCAGAGCACUGUCGGCAUCGUCGGGCUGGGGCGCAUAGGCCAGGCCAUUGCUCGGCGUCUGAAACCAUUUGGUGUCCAGAGAUUUCUAUACACAGGGCGCCAGCCCAGGCCUGAGGAAGCAGCGGAAUUCCAGGCAGAGUUUGUGUCUACCCCUGAGCUGGCUGCCCAGUCUGAUUUCAUCGUUGUGGCCUGCUCCUUAACGCCUGCAACCAAGGGACUCUGCAACAAGGACUUCUUCCAGAAGAUGAAGGAAACAGCUGUGUUUGUCAACAUCAGCAGGGGCGACGUUGUAAACCAGGACGACCUGUACCAGGCCUUGGCCAGUGGUCAGAUCGCAGCUGCUGGACUGGAUGUGACGACCCCAGAACCACUGCCUACAAACCACCCUCUCCUGACCCUGAAGAACUGUGGUCCUGGAAUUCAGCUCAGGGCCCCUGGACUGCUUCAAAAGACAGUUCUUGGUCUGAGGAGAGGGCGGUCAGGGCAUGAAGCUGCAGUCGCCGCUGCUGUUGCUGCAAAAUCUAAGCGCUGGGCUGCAGCCAUGUCCUACUGCCGGCAGGAAGGGAAGGAUCCAAUCAUAUUUGUGAUGAAAAAAGACCUUGCAGCUCCAAGCAACGCAGCUGAUGACCCCAGUGAUCCCUAUGAGGAGCACGGAUUGAGGCUGCUAAAUGGAGACAUUAACUGGAACUGCCUGUGCCUUGGGGGAACAGCCAGCGGCCCCUGUGGGAAACAAUUCAAACUGGACUUUUCCUGCUCCCACUAUAGUAUGGAGAAUGUCAAGGGGUCAGGCUGUGUAGACCAGUUGGGGGCCAUGCAGGAAUGCAUGCAGAAAUACCCAGAUCUUUGUCCCCAAGAAGGUGAGGAAGAGGUAGAGGAAAAGCCCGCAGAACAUGUAGAAGCAGCAGCUCCCACUGAGGCCACUGCAACCAAAGAGGAGGGGUCAAGUUAAUGAAGGCCAUAGGACUCAGUCCUUCCACCCCUUCAGAGUGACACGGACCUUUCGCAAAAUGCCAUUUAGUCACCCCAACAAAGUGUUUUUUCCUCUGUUGUCCUGUAAACUGUAACGUACCAAAUAAUGUAUUUUGAUGAUCAGGGGGCUUGGCCUCUUGACAUAUACACUGAAAAAAAUGGGGGUUGUUUAUAUGUGUCCUGUGUAAACCUGUCGGCAAAUGUAGCCACCACUUUUGAAUUCUCCUAGAUGGCCCUUAAUUUUGCCACUUUGAAAUAAUGUGCUACUCAAUCUCAGCAACCAAAAACCAUUAUCCGGGAACGUUUCUUAUGAGUGAGCAGAUUUAUUCUGAUUCAUUGUAUGUCUAAAAUGUUGGGAUGGGGCUGGUUAGGGUGGCUCAUGCCUGUAAUCCCAGCACUUUAGGAGGCCAAGGCAGGAGGAUCACUUGAGACCAAGAGUUCGAAUCUAGCCUGGACAACACAGUGAGACCCCAUCCCUAUAAAAAAUUAAAAAUUAGCCAUGUGUGGUGGUAUGCACCUCUAGUUCUAGCUGCUCAGGAGGCUGAGGUGGGAGAAUCGCUUGAGCCUAGGAGGUUGAGGCUGUAGUAAGCUGAUUGUGCCAUGACACUCCAGCCUGGGCAACAAAGCAAGACUCUGUCUCAAAAAUUCUUCUCUACUAGAAGAGGCCAAAUGGUCAGAUGCAAAUUUCUCCAAACCCAUCCUGACCUUGAGUAUGUAUAUGGGUUACUACACUUCAUUCCUGACAUAUUUUGAUUUCCAUGUUGGCACUGAGCUCCCGGUUUUCUAUUUGGAUGGUGAAAAUUUGGACCCUGUCAUUCACGGUCCCUUCCUAAGUGUAGGGAAAGGCUGGUUUUUGCUAUCCCUUGUUAUUCUGAAAGCUCUGGUUUGGGGUCCGUGUUCAUGCUGGCUCUCAGUUUGAUCAGAUGCAAUGUUCUUGAGAGGUGGGGAUCUAAUUACCAGAGAGGAGAGGAAACUGUGAAUUAAGUACUCAAUUAUGGCUGGGCGCGGUGGCUCACACCUGUAAUCCCAGCCCUUUGGGAGGCC